AUGUCUGAAGGAGAAUCAUUAUCAUUUGUAAAAGAUCUUUCUACUUUAACUUACGAAAAUGUAUCACGAGCGAUCCUGACAACUCGAGGAUUAUAUGAUAAUGUGUAUCAAUAUGGUCGACAAGUCGGUGAUCAAGCAUAUCAAACGACAAGAUAUUACUGGGAUAAUUUUCCUCCUUUACGUUGGCUUGCCUAUACUUUUAUAGUAUUUGUUCUCCCUCCGUUAAUAAUUUUUGCCGGAUGGAUGGUUCUAACAUUCGGUUUCGUAUCUGCUAUAGCAGGGGCUGGGGUGGUUGUUUCUCAAGGAUUUCUGACAACUUGUGGAUUUUUCGUGUUUCUUCCCACCGCCGGUUUUCUUAUAUUUGUUGCUUUUAUGAUGGCUUGCUUUGCAGUUUUUACUUGGGGAGGAAUUCAAACCGCUAACGCAGCUUUGUCAAAAUUUGGUCUAAUUAGAAGAGGGAAUUUUAUGGAAUUUGCAAAGCAAAGAGCCAUUUCUGGCAGGGGUGCACGCCAAUCCGAUUAUGAACAUUCACGUAGAUGA
Molecule: messenger RNA, 540 nt
Organism: Funneliformis mosseae
Lineage: Eukaryota; Fungi; Glomeromycota; Glomeromycetes; Glomerales; Glomeraceae
Source: the annotation of a GenBank genome assembly